Messenger RNA from Linum trigynum, 4089 nucleotides. The record is from the annotation of a GenBank genome assembly. Lineage: Eukaryota; Viridiplantae; Streptophyta; Magnoliopsida; Malpighiales; Linaceae.
CGCCUGGGGGCAUGGGGUACCCGCGGAAAGGAAAAAAACACAUAAAAAAUCAAUCUGUCACAUGAGUCACACACCAGGGGGAUCCACACAGACCCGAGCCCAUUGCGCGAAGAUUAAACAGGCGGCACUCGCAGAAUGCCACCUGAUGGGGGGCAAUUGUUGGGGGUAUGGCUCGGGUCUAGUCGCGCCAAGGAGGCAGCCCUUGAACUAUCCCAGAGGAGCCGAGCGCGCUAGCACCGCCACGCCCGACUUUUGCAGCAACGCGCGGAGAGACCACGUCCGCGAAGAAGACCGCCUUCGCGGAACUCCAUCCGCGAGGGCGGAGCAGGCCGCAGUAACCAAUGUUCCAAACAACACCGUUUCACUCAAAACUCAGGCUGGAUUAAGAAGUCAGGAAACGACACUGUAUCCCCUGAAGAGUGGUCACAUCCUAGUACUAGGUAUAAUCGUGGGGAAAAGUGUCUAGCUUCAGAUAGAGGUAUGGUCUAAACGCCUGACAAGUUAGUAGUCAUGUCGCAUUAAAUACUUACCCACCACCAUGUAGCCUAUAAAUAAGGCAAUUACUCUGGUGGGUGAGGAGAUCGCAUUUUUCACUCUCUCACUCUAUACUAAGGAACUUUCUCUCUCUAAAGAAUUCUCUCUAUCCUGAUCAUCCUAUUGCUUACUCUUCUCGCCCCUCUUUUUCCUGAGUCUCCCUCCUACUCUCAGUUAGACUCAAACACUUUCCUCUUCGCCGACCUAGUUUUUAAUAAUGUAAAAAGUUUUCAAUGCCCUUAAUGAAUAUCAUAUUCUUAAUACGUGACAACCAUGUUCUAGCCCGUCCCCACUCUCUCCUUUGAUUGACCCACAUUACUGCCAAACAAAAAUUGAUCGGUAUUCUAACUGAUUCGUAACUAACACACGUUUAGGGAUGGCAAUGGGUAGGGUCGUAACUAACCCGCCGGGUAGAGCUUUCUAAAACACCCGACCAAAUAACCACCGGGUAUGAAAAUUAUAUCACCAUACCCUACCUAUCGGGUAACCCCGGGUAUUCGGGUAACCAUGGGUAUGAAUCCUAAACUAUGAACUUAUACACAAAUAUGCACAUACAUACUGUUGCCCAUUAAAAAUUCUCAAUACUUGUAACUGUUCUAACUUCAACAAUCCACACAAAUAAAAACAACAAACACAUAAUAAUUGUUCUUGCUUCUACAAUCCACACAAACAUAAUAAUUGUCUACAUCUUCAUCAUCAAUAAUGGUAGCUAAACUCAAUUUCUCAAGCUAAAAUAAAUUUCUCAAGGGAAAUUGACCUUUUGGUUAGCGGGGCGGGUAUUAUCGAUUACCAUACGUGUAUCCUACCCUUUAUUUUGAAUCCGGGUAUUACCCGUACCCGCCCCUUAACCCGUCAAAGCGGUUAAUUACCCUCAUUGACCGGUUACGGUCGAGUAGGAUACCCAUAGUUACGGGUUGGAUUGACAUCACGUUAUACCAGAUCCAGCAGGUCGACAUUUCACUUAUGUGACAACCAUGUUCUGCACACAAACGACCAACCAACACCAAGCCCAUUUUCGGCGGGAGAGAUUCAUAUUCACACCAUUAGAGCAUCACAACCCAACUACUUGUGACAAAGCGAGUCACGAAUCAUCCACGAAAAAAUAUGUGUACGAUGGUUUGGCAAUGUCCCCCAUGCGAAACCGCACCGACGGUCUGACAAGAAAAAAUAUAAUCUGAAAUUGGGACUAGAUACUAUAACAACACUCUUUUUGUUGUUAUUGUAACAACACUAGUCUCCAACCAAUAGGGAGCUAGGAUUGUGAUGACUUUUUAUUAGUUGAGUUGACCUAGUGUAAAAUCAAAGCAGGGGCAUAAAUGUCAUUAUGAAAAAAUAAAAAAAUAAAAAAUAUUUUUUUAUUUUCUGCCCAAAAUUUUGAUCGCCGGAAUUCGGCCACCGGCCGCCGGAAUCUGGUCUCCGAUCACCGGAAUAUGCUAUUUUCUCAUCGGAAUAUGCCACUGUCGCCGAAAUAUGCUUACCGGCGUCGAAAUAUGCUUACCGGCGUCGGAAUAUGCCUAUAGGCGCCGGAAUCCGGUCACUGACGGUCAUCGGAGUAUGGUCAACGAUUUUUGUUGACCGGUCAACGGUCAACGACCACCAGAUGUUAUGGUCUGCAUUGUGAGAUUUAUGGUUUGGUUUCUCAUAUUUUUGUAUGCCUUUUAUUGUUUGUUUUAUCGUGUUUGUGGUUUGCAUUAAGAAGUUUCUCGUUUGCUUUAUCAUGUUUGUGGUUUGCAUUGGGAAGUUUCUGGUUUGCUUUCAAAAAUUUUGUGGUUUGCUUUGCGUGAUUUCUGGUUUGUUUUAAUAGAUUUUUGGUCUGCAUUAGGACGUUUCUGGUUUGUUUUUGUGGUUUGCUUUAUCGUGUUUGUGGUUUGCAUUAUGAGGUUUCUGGUGUGUUUUUUAAAAUUCUGUGGUUUGAUUUGCGGGGUUUCUGGUUUGUUUUAGUAGAUUUUUGGUCUGCAUUAGGACAUUUCUGGUUUGUUUUUUUUUGUUUGCUUUAACGUGUUUGUAGUUUGCAUUAGGAGGUUUUUUGUGUGUUUUCGCAAAUGUUGUGGUUUGAUUUGCAAGGCUUGUGGUUUGUUUUAGAGAUUUUGUGGUAUGCAUUAGAAGGUUUCUGAUUUGCUAUUUUGUGGUUUUUUUAAUCACGUUUGUGGUCUGCUUUAGGAAAUUUCUGGUGUGUUUAUUAAAGACUAGUGAUCUGCAUACCGAUAACUCCUAAAUGCAUACGAUAAACACUAUAAUACACUAAAAUACAUUAAAAAGAGAGAGCUUUGUGGAAUAUUCCUUGGUGGGUUUGUGGAAUAUUCCUUGGUGGGUUCUUCUUUCAUGAUGGUUGGUGAGUAAUUAAUUAUGGUGAUAUGGAAAUUUAUGACUAGUAGUGUGAUUGUGUCUGACUGCUCUAAUUGUGCUGGAUUGCACACUUAACAACCAACUCGGAUGGUAAUUAAUUAGCAGCAAGAUGAAACUAUAAACCAGUUGAACUCGAAGUGUGGUGCAAAGUGCAAACGAGACCAUAAUCAAACGACAGUGUUGCUGAUUCUCAUUCUGGUGGAAGAAGAGAGAGCUUGUUCGAGGAUGAAGGGAGACCGCUCUCAGCCACGAUCUGCCGUCGAUGAAGAAGAACGAGGCGGAGAGAUGAGUUUUGUCGAAGAGCUUCGACGGAGGAUGAUGUGAACGGCGGAGAGACGAAAUCUGGCGAAGAGAUCCGACGGAGGAUGAUGUAAACGGCGGAGAGACGAGAUCAAGCAGGAACCCGAUUUUGCGGCACCAUCGCUGCGGUUACUAUGGAGAUUUGUAGUCGCUGACCUGCGAGGCGCGGCCAUCACCAGAUCUACAACGACAGAGGUUAUCGGCACCUGCGGGAAUGUGAAGGAGUGGCUGUCACUCGUCUGAAUCGGCGUCGGCGCCGGCGUCGGAAGGAAAAAAAAAUAAAAACAGGAGGAUUGGCGACCCGACGUCGGAAGAAAGAAGAAUAUCGUGGGAUGAGAGGAGAUCCAUAGGGACGGGAGGGGAUUGAGAUUUGCAGAUGGGAUUAGAAAAUUAGUUUUUUAAUUUUAUUUUGUUAAUUCCCCUUUUACCCCUGUGAUUACUAUAACAACACUUACACUAUGUUUGGGAAGAGGUGUAAAUGGAGGGGGUGCAAGUUUGGAGGGGUAAACACAAGUUCCAAGGUGUUUACCCCCGUUUGGUUAUUUUGUAACAGUAGGGGGUGCAAAACGUGAGCGUAAAUUCACUGUUUCGGCUUAACCCCAAAUUGGGGUGCGAAGGAAGGAAGAGAGGGGGAAGGGGGAGGAGGAAAAUUAUGAAUUUUUAAUUAGAUUAUAAUUACAUAAUAAUUAAUAUUAUGAAUUUUUUCUUAUAUCUAUAUUAGUGUAGAAGUUGUUUGGGGUUGACCGUUUGACUCAGAGAGCAAGUUUGUCAAUGUUCGCCUCGUCAAAUCGAUAUCUCUUAGUUGACCCGAAUUUGCAUUGAAAAUUAGAGAUAAGAAGCAUUUGUUGAAAAGAUAGAGAGGAACAGUUUUGUUAACUCGAUUUACUUUAAUAAGUAGUUAAAACUUAC